CUACCAGCAGGGGCCAAAUUCGGCUGGGUGUCUCAGAAACAUCAGGGCAGCCCCUUUUAGCUCUUAGCUCAGUUCAUGACACAGAUAGAGAUUCCUUUGCACUUUGAGAAGCAACUACUGAACACGGCAGCAGCAUUCACCUCCUUAAUUGAUGUUUCAAAGAAGAGAAAUGCAUCAUCAGUUUUUCUCUUGUGAAGCUCCCAAGAAAAGAAGUAUUUCCUAAAUCCUGAACCAAAGAAGCAUAAACUAGUGAGUGCAAAGGCAGAAAAAAGCAGUAACAUUCUGGAGAUAAAAUGCAAAGAGAUUCUCUGAGACUGCAAAGACUACUUAAAGAACGAAGACGGCAUGAGAUUGGAUUUGAUGCAUUAAAAUAGGUUAGCUUGAGGACAAGAAAAACAGUUGCUGUUUAGAUCUUCUCUUGUUGCCGUGAUGAGAACUUACCAUUGCUUCUGGUUGCUGUUUUGGGCUGGCCAGCCCCACCAAAGUUUCUUAACUUUGCUGUCCAAAAGGACUAGUGGCUUUCCAGAAAAGGAAAAGGUUUUGGUACUGUCUGGAAACAGCAGGAGAGACCACAGUCGUUCCAAAAGGAGUUGGAUGUGGAAUCAGUUCUUUUUAUUGGAGGAAUAUACAGGAACUGACUAUCAAUAUGUUGGCAAGCUGCAUUCAGACCAGGAUAAAGGAGAUGGAUCACUUAAGUACAUCCUUUCUGGAGAUGGAGCAGGAGACCUCUUCAUUAUCAAUGAAAACACUGGUGACAUCCAAGCCACAAAGAGACUAGACAGAGAAGAAAAGCCUGUAUACAUACUUCGUGCCCAGGCUAUAAAUCGAAGAACUGGAAGACCAGUGGAACCAGAAUCUGAGUUCAUCAUCAAGAUCCAUGAUAUCAACGACAAUGAGCCAAUGUUUACAAAGGAUGUUUACAAUGCCAGCAUUCCAGAAAUGUCAGAUGUUGGUACCUUUGUUGUACAAGUCACUGCAACUGAUGCCGAUGAUCCUACAUAUGGGAACAGCGCUAAAGUUGUCUACAGCAUUCUCCAGGGACAACCAUAUUUCUCCGUAGAAUCCGAGACAGGUCAGAAGACCUUGUCUUUUCCUCCUCUGUCUACUGUAGGCACCUACCAAUUCAGAGCUCCUGAGUCUACGCCACCUGACUCACCAAUUGGCAGGAUCAAAGCUAAUGAUGCAGAUGUGGAUGAAAACGCAGAGAUUGAAUACAGCAUCACUGAGGGGGAUGGAUAUGACAUGUUUGGAAUUACCACAGACAAGGACACACAGGAAGGAAUUAUAACUGUCAAAAAGGCACUGGAUUUUGAAAAUAAAAACUUGUAUAUUCUGAAGGUGGAAGCCACCAAUACUCACGUGGACCCUCGAUUCCUCUACUUGGGGCCAUUCAAGGAUUCAGCCACAAUCAGAAUUCAAGUGGAAGAUGUAGAUGAACCCCCUGUGUUCAGCAGACCAGCAUAUAUAAUUGAAGUGAAAGAAGAUGUUCCAAUAAACAGUGUAAUAGGAACAGUAACAGCGCAGGAUCCAGAUGCUGCCAAGAACCCUGUCAAGUAUUCUGUAGAUCGACACACUGAUAUGGACAGAGUAUUCAACAUCAACUCAGGAAAUGGUUCGAUAUUUACUUCAAAAACUCUUGACCGGGAAACAUCGCUAUGGCACAACAUUACAGUAAUAGCAGCAGAGAUCAACAACCCAAAACAAAGCAGCCGUGUCCCAGUGUUCAUUAAGGUUUUGGAUGUAAAUGACAACGCUCCAGAGUUUGCCAUGUUUUACGAGACCUUUGUCUGUGAAAAUGCAAAGGCAGAACAGCUGAUACAAACACUGAGUGCAGUUGAUAAAGAUGACUCUUACAGUGGACACCAGUUUUCAUUCUCCAUAGCUCCAGAGGCAGCCAGCAGCUCAAACUUUACACUCCAGGACAACAGAGACAACACAGCAGGGAUUUUCACCCGAAAAACCAGAUAUAACCGGCAUGAAAUGAGUACCUACCUUUUGCCAGUGGUAAUAUCAGACAAUGAAUACCCUAUCCAGAGCAGCACUGAAACGGUGACUAUUCGGGUAUGCGCUUGCGACCAUCGAGGAAAGAUGCUGUCCUGUAAUGCAGAAGCCUUGAUUCAUCCUACUGGUCUUAGCACUGGGGCUCUUAUUGCCAUUCUUCUCUGUAUCAUCAUAUUACUUGUUACAGUGGUGUUGUUUGCAGCACUGAGACGGCAAAGGAAAAAAGAGCCUUUGAUUAUUUCCAAAGAAGACAUCAGAGACAACAUUGUCAGUUAUAAUGAUGAAGGUGGUGGAGAGGAAGACACCCAGGCAUUUGAUAUCGGCACGCUGAGGAAUCCCGAAGCCAUAGAUGAUAAUAAAUUACGCAGAGACAUUGUGCCAGAAACGCUUUUUAUGCCACGGCGGACUGCAACAGCCCGAGAUAACACGGAUGUCAGAGAUUUCAUUAACCAAAGGCUAAAGGAGAAUGAUACAGACCCAGCAGCCCCCCCAUAUGACUCGUUAGCGACCUACGCUUACGAAGGUAAUGGUUCUGUGGCAGAGUCCCUCAGCUCCUUGGAGUCGGUGACCACAGAUGGAGACCAGGACUAUGAUUACCUCAGUGACUGGGGGCCGCGGUUUAAAAAGCUGGCAGAUAUGUAUGGCUCAAUGGACAGUGACAAAGACUCUUAAUAUGUUGCCUUUUUUUUCCCUCCUUCAUUUUCAGAAACAGCAUUGAGAUACGUGAAGUGGCUAUUUCUUUCUAUUUCUCCAUAGCUCUGUGAAAGGGUUCUCUGUUUGAACGGUUCCAGUUGUCUAAUGACUGCAGUGUGGAUCAGCUGUCAGAAAACUUUUUCUAGUAUCAAUUUAUGAGCUUCCAAGAGGCAAAGUUCUUAUUUUUUAGGGCAUCCAAGUUUAUCAAGCCAACCUUACAGGCACAGCAGUGGUGGAGGGGAAAAAAAAAGAUCAGAUGGGGAGCAAUAUUUUUACUUGUUCUGCUUAUAUUGUAAAUUGGAGUAUAUUACUGUUUAAGCUCACUUGCUCUUUUUACUUGUAUUCAGAUUAUUCAGCUCAGAUGACUGCUCUGUUGAUUGUGUAUUGCACAUCCCAAUGUAAUGAGGUACCCUAGUUUAACCUAUGUAUUAUAGUCAAAAGUAGUGGUGAUGGAAUGAAGGUUUAUUUUACAAAGUAGAGUCAGCUGAGAAAAAACAUCCAACACAUUUUACUCAUGAGGAAGUUAGAGAGGCCUAAUGGUCAUUUAAAUCUAAGUAUUUUUUCAGAACUUGCCAUUGCCCCCAGUGCACUGAAUCUAUUAACACACAUAUAUAUAGUUCAUUGACUGCUAUGUAUAUAUUCUUCUGCCCUAGCAUUGCUGGAGAGAUGUGAGUGCAUGCAUGUGUGUGCGAUCAGUAGCCCCAGUACCUUGUUUUAGAUGGCUUCUAGGAACCUAGACUCCAUAUUAGACCAUGACUUGGAGGAAGGAACAGAAAGUAACCGUGCUUUUCUUUGUAUUUGCGAUGGCUGCCACAUGCAUGUCAGUGGUGAAGGCCAUUGUGCUGGGGAGGCAGGAUUCAGGCUUUUCUACUUCUGCCUGUUCCAAAGUGUAGGAGGGCUGUUGUAGCUCCAAGGUCAUCGCCGACCAUUGAGUCAAAAGAAUAAACUGCAAAGAAGGAAGGAGAACUUCUAUGUCCUGAGCUCCCCUGGUGGCAGCCCAGGGUAGCUUCUCACUGACUCUGCCCAGUUUUGCUAUCUGUAAAGUAGGGAAAUAAUGCCUACCUCAUCAGGAUGUUGCAAGAAUUAGAUAAGUCACUCAGAAAAUGCUUUACAGAUGGAAAAUGCUGGCACUCUGCCAGAGGAAGUAAUUUCUUAUGCUUUUUUUCCAUUUUUUUUCCUUCCCCCUUCAGAUUCAAGCCCUGAAUGCACAAAUAAGCAAAAAUCAAUUGUCAUUCUAGUGGACUGAAAAGCAGGGUAUAUAACUUUGGUGGGUUUUUUUCUCUUUCUUUUAAUAAACUACUCAGCCAGUGUUGUUAAAGACUUCACCAGAAGGUGACAUUUUAAUCACAAGUCUCUCAGUGGGUGUGCUUAUCUGCUUUGCCAAGCUAAGUAAUUUUUGUCCAGCGGUGGGAGCAGGGGGAGAUGUCAUAGUCUCAAGCCAGAACAAUUUCCUCUACAGCUUGUGUACCAUUUGCUCUAUUUGUUGGUUUGUCACACCUGUAUUAUGGCUGUUCUUUAUACCCAGUCAUCUAGGAGAGGCUAGAUGGAAAAAACCCAGAGGGGUAGCCAUCAGACAUAUCCAAUUCCAGGAGCUGAAAGCCCUCCUGGGUCCCAAAACAGGGACAUGGCCUAAAGCAGAGUGCUGAGGGAAGAUGGUAUUUUUUUUUUUUUUAAUAUACCUCAUAAAUAACUGAUCUCAUAUACUUAGUUUUGAAACAGUAUUUAAUACUAGAAUUACAGGCAUGGAUCUAUUUCCUUUCUUCUCCCCUCUCAAAUCUUUAGUGAAUCAAUUUGAAAACUUAAACAGCUCCAAUUUACUCUAAAAAUAAAAGAUGAGGGAAAAAAGUUAAUAAACAGAAAAUUAAAAGGGAUUAAAAAUUAAUCCCUGGAAUUCAUUACUUUCAGAGAAAUAAAUAAAGAGAAUGGUAAGAUUCCAGAGUUUUAGACACAUCCAAGCACGUUGACAGAAAUUCUGAUUUUGUGGGCCCACUUGCAGCUCAGAGGAGUGAAUUGCUUUGCAGUGUCCAGCAGUGUUGGGAAGGACACUUUUGCAGUGGGAGGCACUAUGUGUCUGCAGGUGUAGGGAAAGGCAGCUGGUGCCUGCUUUGUAAGUGCCCACAUUGUAGUUCCAGAGCAGAGGAGUGCAAGAUUUCAGAGGGAGCUGAACCUUCAUCCUGCAUCCUGUGGGUUAGGUGCUCCAACGCGUGGUGGGGCAGAGCCUGGUGUGCCCACAUGAUGACAGAGACACAGCUAGGCCCUUCUCGUGUUCUCGUGUUCUCCUCAGUUCUCCUCCACAAUUUGAGAUUAUGAAAACCUUUGAAAGCCUGUCCCUUUGUGGCCUCCUGGAAAUCACAGCAUCCUGCCCAAAACCUAGUUCUGGCACAGGAGAAGAAAUGCCUGGUUCCUCAAUAGCUUUCAGACAUGUGGGAGGAGAAGCAGGAGCUCAGCAGUACCUGCCACAGGCUCCUCAGCACGAGCCACUCUCCUCAUACAUCUGCUGCAGAUGCUGCACCCUUCAGGGGACCCUUUUGCCACAGACCUGUUUCUUGCCCACCUCUGCAGGGGGCUGCCUGCAGCAAAUCACAAGCUGGAUGCUGAGAGCCAGUCAGUGAACCCUAACCCUCCUCAGACCAUUGGGGACAGCAAGCCUUACAGGCCUGCAGUUGAAAGGCAUUUGGCCCCACUAACCACCCUCUACUCACUGUUUAGAGGGGACUGCUGUCACAUAUCUGCAGCUGGGACAGGAGUGGUCCCCUACGAAUACUGCCUCUGUCAGUUCUUGAGGGAGCUAACACAACAGAGGACCAUGCACCUCCACCAAGUCAGUACAGUGACUUGGUCUGAUCCGGUGAUUUGUUUUUUUUCCCCUCUUCUUGCCUCUUUUUUUUUUUUUCCUUUUCCUUUUUCCUGUUGAAAGCUGGCUCUAUCUUGUCCAUUGAGCAUCCCAAUAUAUAACAGAGAGGUUGAUCAUGCCUGUUGUGUAAAUGUAUAGUAUAUAAAAUUAUGUAAUGUCACCACAGAUAUGCUGUCUCAAUAGCAAAUGGAUUCUCCUAGGAAAACUCAAGGCAAACUCACAUCCAAAUUCUUUACUAUGCAUCUAGGUCUUAAGGUCUAUUUUUUUCCUGCAAAUUAGACAGACUUAGCAUCUCUCACAAGAAAAAUUCAAUUCUGUCUUUUCUUCUUGCUUGGCAGUACCACAAAGUGCAAUUUAUAAAGUCAGUACAGCAUAUUAAGUAUUGAAAGUGCCAUAUUGCAGUGAAUACAAAACUUUGCAGUAGUGUUUCUUUACACUUUGUUGCAUGUUGGUGUGCUAGAUGAUAGAAACGAGUAUUUAACAGUACUUUCACACAAUGCUAGAAUUGUCAUUUAUAGAUCAGCAAGUGUUAGAUUAGGGGCUAUGAAGUGAGUUUCAAGGCUGUUAUAAGCCUGCUGUUCUUAGAACCACACCCAUUUGAAGAGAAUAAACAUUAUAAGCAAAUUUAGCCAAGCCAUGCAGAGAUGAAUAAUGAAGUUGGCUUUUCACUUGAAAAAGUGUCUGUUCUAACAACGGGGGAGCUAUUAAAAGCUACCAAGGAACUCAGUGGAGUUAACAUAAAAUAGAUACCUGCUUACAUGGGAGAUGUUUCCAGCCCUUCUGUCGCAGAACAAUAGCAUCUCUACACUUGAGAUAGAAUAAGGUUUCUAGUAUGUGGCUAUUCCACCCAACUCCCAAAGCAGCUACUGUAUUCUGUAAAAUGGAUUUUUACUCAGAAUAAUGAUUGUUUCAGGUUAAGAAUCAGUCUAUCCCACAGCAGCAACAGUAUGGUGAGAUACAGCAAACCAGAUGCUCCCAGACAUGCUGCCAACGCAGUUGUGCCAGGACAUCUCCCUUAGUAGACCAGCCUAUGGAGGAGAACCAAGAUGGAAACUUGCAGUGAGCUCUGAACAAGGGAAUCUGGGGGUUUCCUGAGAGCUCAGCUGGCAGUACCACAGGACUGAAAUGUGUUCUCAGACUUGACAUGGAUUGAUACACUAUCUAAUCAUGGAAAGAAAAAAAAAAGUUAUGCAUUCCAGACACUGCUUGUAAAAGAUGUCUAAGAAAAUCCCAAGCAGAAGAAAAACACUGCACAUGUACCAACACCAGUAUUUUCUAUAUUUGGCCUAAACAACAUAUUUUUUUCUGAUAUUUCUUAAUUUUGUUAGCUGCCAGACUUAGUUCAUUCUAUGGAAAUGUAUUUCAUAGUUGUUAAAUGGGAAGGGGAAAGGCAACCUGCAAAUGAUCCAGUUUUGGAAGCAAUAGGCUGCAUUACAAGGCAUAAUGUUUCCAUUUCUCUGACAAAAAUAAACUAACAAAAAACAUUAACUGGACAUUUCUAAUCCUACAAAAAUUCAGCAGUCACAAAGAAGUAAAGCAGAGAGAGAUGGCUUUUGGAAUGUGUGUACACAGUAUGAAUAAAGAAGGAGAGAAAUGAAAUUUUGAAGCUAGGCAUGUUUUAAAGUCUGAUUUAUCCACGUUGAUCAGAGACAACAGUACACAGUAACUCUGCCGCUUCCAGAUUGCAUAUAGAAGCCAGAGGCUGAUUUGCGUGGAUAGCAAGACAGACACCAUCUUUCUCAGACAAAGCAAAUUAAAUCAAGGCUAUUUCCAUGCAAAUUUCUAGAGAAGACAGAUCCUUUCUCAUGAUGAUUACUAAAACAUGCUAAAUUUCUGCACCAGAUCUAACUUGAUGAUCUUCCACACUCUUUUCAGUGGGUUAUGGAUAGUGAUUCUAAGCAGGUAACUUCUGUGGACAUUAUCAGCUCUUCCUGCCACCAUCUGUUUUAAAUCUCUCCACAUUUCAUUUGGCUAUAAGUAAUACUGAACUGUUUUACACGAUCACUAUCCCAACUGGGUGUUGCUAUCCCCUGCCCAUUUGUGUUUUAAUUAACACUGCAGUCUGAGCUCCUCUGUCAAAUAAGAGCUGACAAGUUCACAAUCGUUAUCCUAUUUCUGAUGAGUAUGAACUGUUUUGUAAGUUGUGAAAGGCAGGGUAUUUCUCCACACCUAUGAAAACGCAACCUCCCACAAUAAAUGUCAGAGCUACAACUGAAGAACUGAGCACUGCGCAGGCAGCAGAGCACUGGCACAAGUUGCCCAGAGAUGAUGUAGAAUCUCCUCCUUAGAGAUCUUCAAAAGCCACCUGGACGUGGUCCUGAGCAGCCGGCUCUGUGUGGCUCUGGAGGGUUGGACCAGAUGGACCCAGAGGUCUCUACCAACCUCAACCAUUCAGAGAUUCCGUGAUAUUUUUUUUUUUAUUAGAAUUGUUUCCUUAGAGGUUGUUUCUCUAUUUAAGAGAGAUGAAGAACAAAAGUAUAUUUAAUGCCUACAGCCUUGUGCAUUGCUCUGGGAGGGGAAAAACACAGCAGCCAACUCCAUGCUUUAAUGCCAGUCUUUCCUCUCAGCAGUUUUAUUUAGGCACAGCUGAGACAAUCUUGAUCCUGCCCAUCAUUUUGCAAUAUUACACUUUUCAGCCCAGACCUGCACUCAUCAUAUAUGAAACACUUCCCUGAACAGUUCAUAAAUUCAGCAGGAGGUAACCAAAAGCCUCUUCUGGAGUUACAAGGAGUUCAAGAGUCAGAGAGCCGAGAGUUUCAGGCAGAAGAACGGAAAAUGAAUUGCACGGGGCGGGAAUUGGGGGAGGCAAUCACUCACAUGCAAGGCAGGCCCAAGGCACUUAAAAGCCACAAAGCUGUCACAUUAUACAUAAAGUUGCUAGAUUUCAAAGGAGCUUUUACAGAAGUUGCUCUUAUUUUUUUCUGCAUGUCUUCUCUCUUUAAAAAAGAAGAGGGAAAAAAAAAAAGGAGCUGCAAACUUCACAUUUCUCCUUUCACAAAGUUAAUUUGACCAAGAAGGCGUAAGUCUCACACAUAGAUUAAUCCUUUCCACUCCCAUGGGCUUUUGACCUUUCCUAUGAGACUGCACUAUUUAUGUAAAUACACCUGGAGACACUUUCUAUAAGCUUUUAGUUUUCUACAAUCUAUUACCUUAGUGUUUAUUAAAGGAACAAAUGUAUAGUAUUAUUAAGCAUUCAGGUGAACAGAACAAAGAAACAACAGUGCAAACAUGAAAUUGUUCUGGAUUUUGACAUAUAAAAACUCUUCAGAAUCACUGUACUGUUUCAAUUCUGUGAUUACUUUCAUUGCUUUGAAAAUUAAAAAAAAAAAAAGAAAAA
This is a messenger RNA of Meleagris gallopavo (turkey), 8885 nucleotides long. The record is from RefSeq and is a predicted model, not a curated record. NCBI's taxonomy places the organism in Eukaryota, Metazoa, Chordata, Aves, Galliformes, Phasianidae.